AUGAAAAAGAAAGAACAAGAGUUGAGCGGCGCCUCCUUCUUCUUGGACGAUCUCCUAGGGCUUCUCUCUCUGGCCUCUCUUCUCACACUCUCUUUCACAAACUCACACGCACGAUCUCUUCUUCAGCGGCUAAAAACAUGUAUAUAUGGGCGAAGUCGCGUAGGGUUUUCUUCAUGCCGGAAAAGGAAAGUUUCCCAUGAGCCGAGCCUUCUUCUCCACGUCGUGUAUGGGCCGACAUUGUACCAAGGAAAGCUCCAAACAUUAGCCAGGCCUCUUCUCUAUUCGAUCAAGGCCUUUGGCGCUGCUGCUCGGGCCAUUAGACACUCCAAAUCCUCCAUGGGCUUCGUUUGCUCGCUUACCGGACAUGUCUCGGGCUCUUUUACUCCUUUUUGCAUCCUUUUUGAUGGUUUCACCUACAAAGACUUCAAAUCCCACAAAUACAAGAAAACUACCUCUAAAGGCAAAGAAUCUUGCAAAAAUGGUGAUAUCAGAAGCAAGGUCUUGAGUAGGAGAAGGAAGGCGACCAUCAGGGGUACUCCAUUCGACAAUGUCUGUGCAACCUUCAUUUAUGUGCUCUUCAUCAUCAUUAGCAAAGUGUGUGUGGCUGCUUUGACCUUGAUGGAAUCUAGCUCGCUCAAACCGGUUGUAUGGGGUCCAAUUGCUCUGAUAGAAGUCCUGAUAGGACGCUUGAUCAAAAUCAUAGCUCGGAUGCUCGAAUUGCGGCUCCUUUGGGUCAACUCAAUCCUCAGCUUGAUCGAGUCCAUCUGUCGAGUCAGAACGUCUGGUUCUGGAACUCUUUCUCCUCUUCUGUCUGCUGGCUUCUGA
Microthlaspi erraticum is the source of this 825-nucleotide messenger RNA. The record is from the annotation of a GenBank genome assembly. NCBI's taxonomy places the organism in Eukaryota, Viridiplantae, Streptophyta, Magnoliopsida, Brassicales, Brassicaceae.